AUGGAAAUAAGCAGUGAUUCAAGGUUAUGGGGGGAGGUCGUUGGAGACAGCUGGAAAUUGGAAGAGCCGGGUAAACCUGAGCUUGUUCCUAUGCAGUUGGAUGAUGAUUCGCUGGCAUUUUCCCCUCGUCCCGCCGUUAGUCGCCGCAAUGACCCUAGGUAUGAAAAGGGAACCACAGCAUUGGGUUUUAUUUUCCAGAAUCAAAUGGUAAUGUUAGUCCUUGAUCAUGCAAGUGUAUCAUCAUCCAUCUGGUGCAUUUCCCGACAACCUUUUGGUACUCAACUCGCACCUGCUUGCCGUUUUUUUCUGGAGGCAGCGAAAAUUCUCGACAAUUUUGGCUCAAACUGCCGGCGCAGGGACCUUACACUGUAUACAGUGAAUGGUAAGGGGGAACUGCUUGAAAGACCGUGGAUUGGAACUGGAUCCGCUUCAGGCCCCGUUUAUGGGAUGUCCAUGGUUGAAGCUACAGAGUUGGCCAAGAGUGCACUCUGUAUUGCUGCAUCUCAUGCACCUGAAAGUAGUUAG
Oldenlandia corymbosa var. corymbosa is the source of this 525-nucleotide messenger RNA. The record is from the annotation of a GenBank genome assembly. NCBI's taxonomy places the organism in Eukaryota, Viridiplantae, Streptophyta, Magnoliopsida, Gentianales, Rubiaceae.